Messenger RNA from Hyaloscypha bicolor E, 426 nucleotides. Its product is annotated as Thioesterase/thiol ester dehydrase-isomerase. NCBI's taxonomy places the organism in Eukaryota, Fungi, Ascomycota, Leotiomycetes, Helotiales, Hyaloscyphaceae. The record is from RefSeq and is a predicted model, not a curated record. The coding region runs from base 1 to 426 and encodes 141 amino acids. Gene Ontology annotation, molecular function: fatty acyl-CoA hydrolase activity. The transcript has a single exon.
AUGUCCUCUUCGUACACCAAAAACUUCACUUGCUCCGUCCUCGCAACCCCAAUCCACACCACCCUCGGCGUAACCCUCAAAUCCCAAUUUAACAACCUCGCAAUUCUCAACUUCACAACCGCGCCCAUCCACUUAACGCCCUCUAACACCGUACAUGGCGGCAUCUCCUCCCUGCUCAUCGAUUCCGCAUGUUUCCUGGCCGUUAUCCCGAGUUUGAAAGAUGGAGAGUCGGUAGCUACCAUUGCGUCGAGUUUUCAGAUAUUAGAUGCUAUGCCUGGGGAGGGGAAAGUGUACGAGGUUGAGGGACGGGUGGUGAGAAGGGGGAAGAAGGUCGUGUUUUGUGAGGGGCAUGUGAAGUGUGAAGGGAAACUCAUUGCCAAAGGGAACUUGACGAAAGUUGUUACGUGGGAGAGGAGCAAAUUAUGA